This is a messenger RNA of Parastagonospora nodorum SN15, 828 nucleotides long. RefSeq lists its product as hypothetical. Bases 1 to 828 code for a protein of 275 amino acids. Gene Ontology annotation, molecular function: oxidoreductase activity, acting on the CH-OH group of donors, NAD or NADP as acceptor. NCBI's taxonomy places the organism in Eukaryota, Fungi, Ascomycota, Dothideomycetes, Pleosporales, Phaeosphaeriaceae. The transcript is spliced from 4 exons. The record is from RefSeq and is a predicted model, not a curated record.
AUGUCGGCAUCUGAGAUCGCGCGCGGUACAAAGACAUACAGACGAACGACAUAUCCUGCCAUCGAUGCCACCCAGACGUCACUUUCCACCAAGGGCAAGUCAGCCGUGGUGACUGGUGCAGGUCAAGGCAUUGGCGCAAAUAUCGCGCACUCACUGGCUCAGCUAGCGAAGCUCGCGCCCGAGUGUAACAUCUUCACUUAUACCGUCGACAUUGUGGAUGAAAAAGCUGUCGAGAAGGGCUUUGUGGAUUUCGUCGCUGAUAUGGGUGGAGAGCGACCUAUCGAUGUGUUAAUCGCCAAUGCAGGAUAUAUGGCAGAUCUCGGUUCACUUGAUAGCGUUGACGUAGACGAUUGGUGGAAGGGCUUUGAGAUCAACGUCAAGGGAAACUUCCACCUCCUACGCGCGUAUCUCAAAUAUGCCCCAUCCGGAAGCGAGGGCCGUCAAGGAUCCGUGAUCCACGUGUCGUCGUCUUCCAUGCACGGCCCCUACAUUCCCGAGUUUUCGAGUUAUCGCGCUUCCAAAGCCGGCGCUACGAAGCUAUUUGAGCUCUACGGGAACGAACAUCCGGAGAUGUUUGUUCUGCAAAUUCACCCAGGGCUGAUUGGAGGCACGGAGAUGCAUUCCAAGUUCAGUCAUAUGACGGAGGGCCUGGAGUUUGAUGACGAAACGCUUGCUGGUGACUUCAUCGUCUGGUCGCUCAGCCCAGAGGCUCGAUUCCUGAAUGGACGGUUUGUUCAUGCGAACUGGGAUGUCGAUGAGUUGAAAGAGAAGAAAAAAGAAAUAUUGAAAAACCCCGAUAUGUACACAAUCGGACUGGUUGGCUGGUGA